Camellia sinensis is the source of this 958-nucleotide messenger RNA. NCBI's taxonomy places the organism in Eukaryota, Viridiplantae, Streptophyta, Magnoliopsida, Ericales, Theaceae. The record is from RefSeq and is a predicted model, not a curated record.
CAAAAAAUCAACUGUGUCUUCAAGUACCACUUGAGUGUCUGUCUAUCUACCAUUAGUUUCUUCUAGCAGAGUGAGAUACAUACCAAAUGAAUGAUGGAUCACCUUAAACCAAAAGAUCCAUCAAUGGCUUGCUAUUUUCUACUGAAUAUCACGAUCAUCCUGUCCUCUUCUCUCUUUCCUGUUUGUGCUAGUGAAGACAUUUUGAGAGCAGGCGAAUCAAUCAACACUAACCAAACCUUAACUUCAGCUGGUGGAAAUUUUGCGUUAGGCUUCUUCAGUCCAGGCAAUUCCACCAACAGAUACAUUGGCAUAUGGUACAAAACAAUCUCCAAACAAACAGUCAUAUGGGUUGCUAAUAGAGAAAACCUUCUUGCCCAGAAUUCUACAGCUGUUUUCAGGCUCGGUGAUGAUGGGAAUCUUGUGAUUUUUUAUGGAAGAGGACAAGUAGUCUGGUCAACAAAUGCAACAAUUCUCAUUUUGGCCAUAGACUCCACAGUUGCACAGCUUUCAGAUAAUGGAAAUCUCGUUCUGAGACUGGGUGACGACACUUUAUUAUGGCAGAGUUUUAAUUGAUAAUCCAGCUUACAGGAAAGGGUACCUAUUGCAACGUUUCUUUUAUGGCGUUUAUGAAAAACGCCAUUAUAGAUUAGUUUAUAUACAACGUUUUCGAAACGUUGUAUCUGAUCUCAGUAAAACGGCACCGUUUGGGUCAAUUAGUUGACACCGUUCAAUACUCCGUCCCUUCCAAAACGUCUCUCACUCUCACUCUCACUCUCACUCUCACUCUUCCACAACUCAGACUCACUCUCUCUCGCUCAGAAACCCAUCCGAUUUGAAGCUCAAAAACCCUCACUCACUGAUUUGAAGCUCUCACUCUCGCUCGAUUUCAAACACUUUCGCUCUCUCGAUUUCAGAUCUGUCGAUUUCAGAACUUGUUGCAGAUUUUGAAGCUCUCACU